This is a messenger RNA of Anthonomus grandis grandis, 2051 nucleotides long. RefSeq names its product pair-rule protein odd-paired-like. Gene Ontology annotation, molecular function: RNA polymerase II cis-regulatory region sequence-specific DNA binding; DNA-binding transcription factor activity, RNA polymerase II-specific. The record is from RefSeq and is a predicted model, not a curated record. Gene Ontology annotation, biological process: regulation of transcription by RNA polymerase II; central nervous system development. Gene Ontology annotation, cellular component: nucleus. The coding region runs from base 102 to 1235 and encodes 377 amino acids. Lineage: Eukaryota; Metazoa; Arthropoda; Insecta; Coleoptera; Curculionidae. The transcript has 5 exons.
UCAGCUGUCACGCUGGGUAGUAGGAAGGAAUUUUUGCUCGUUUUGUUUUGGUUUGUUUAUCGAUGGGACUUUAAAUUUAGGGAAUAAUUAAUAAAAAAAUAAUGUUUUCCACCCCAAAAAGAAAUAAACUUUCCGCAAAUAGUGAUAGUGCCACGGUUGUGACCCCUAAUAAUCGUAUAUUAAAGGCUUCGUGCUUUAAUAUCGUGGACAAAGCGUCAGACACUGGAAGCAACAUAAACCUGCAAGAAAGAACUGUUAUUUCACCUGGGGAAGCGCGAAGAGGACGGCCUAGGGCUGACCUUUUAAAUACUCUUAUUUUGGAAGGGUCAACCUCUCCUAGUUCGAUUAAAUGUAUUUAUUGUAGCCGGGUUUUUCCUAGGGAAAAAUCAUUGCAAGCCCAUCUAAGAACACAUACAGGUGAAAAACCAUAUGCAUGUGACUAUCCGCGAUGCACUAGAAAAUUUGCUCAAUCAGGCCAGUUAAAAACCCAUCAGAGGCUUCACACUGGAGAAAAGCCAUUUAUGUGUGCAGCUGCAAAUUGUCCAAAAAGAUUUACUCAUGCCAACAGGCACUGUCCAGACCAUCCAGAGUUUACUCUAAAAAGAUAUGUUAGCAAAGUUGAAGGAGAUUUGGAUAAACCCUAUGAUGAGGCCCACACAGCUGAAGUUCGACAGUGGCUGCAAAAUUAUGAUAGAUGUAAUAAGGGUUCACCAAAAUGUAAUGAAAACUUAGACACUACCCCAAGAAAAGAGAGAAGAGAUAUGAUGCUAUUUAAAAGGGAAGAAUCUAUACUUAGCAGUGGUAGUUCUGCUUAUUUCUCAGGGUGCUCCCAAAAUGGCGGGGAUGAUUUAGAAAAUUCGCCGGUAUCCGAACUGGACGAUCUUGAAACUUCCGUUUGCAGUAUUUCAGGAGGCUCCGAAAAUGAAUUAGGAGCAGAUUCUCCUCUAUCAAAGCCAUCAGAAUUGCCAAAGAAGAGAUGGUUACGUGAAGCGACCCAAGAGCAAAGGCUUUGGGAUUCUACUAUAGAUUUAGCUUCGCCCCUAAAUUGGAAUGACGAUGUUUCAUACGCCGAUACAGAGGAAGUUUAUGAUAGUGAAAAUCAGAAACGUCCUACUGUUUUGGUUUGUGUACAAGCCAGCAAAAACAAAGAGAUAUCAAACGACGACAUCCAAGGAGCAAUGGCUUUGGUCGAAUUAAAAAGUGGCGUUAACUGUAGUUAUAGUUACAGAAUUUAACACGAAUAAGUCUAUAAUUUUCGCGCUUACGUAGGAUUUUCUCUCGUCGUAACAAGUUUUAGAACUACUAAAAUUUGUACUUUUUACCAACCUUUUUACUUGGGAUUUUGAUAGCUAAAGGUAACUUAUUGUGUUGUUUUUUUAGUACUUUUUUUUUCUAAAAUGUCUAUUAUAUUGUUAAGUUAUAUUUAUUAUUAUUAUUAUUAUUAUUAUUAUUGAUUUUAGUUAAGCACUGUUUAUAUAUAUAUAUAUAUAUUGAUAUAUAUAUAUUAAUCUUUUACUGGCAGUGGCUAAUUUCGAUUUUUUUGUUAAAAAUAUGCUUGUCACAAAUAUGCUUAGAUUUUAUGCUUACUAUUUACGCAUUUUUUAAAUUAAUUAGUAUAGAUAAUGGCAUAAAUAAAAUACGUGGUAGGAAAAAGGUGGCUUUUAUCGGGUUCUGCAUUAAACGACUUUAGCGCAGGCUAAUUUGUAUAAAUGAUUACCCUCAAUCUCUUAAAUCUUUUUAUAAAUUUUUCACUAAACAAACAUAUUCUGUAGUAUUCACCAAUGUCCUUAUUAAAUACAAAAAUCUUGCGGAAUACCUAAACUUGAAUGCAAAAUAGUAAGUAUGCCUAACAAAAAAUGCUUAAUUACUACAGUUAACAAAAGAUGUUGUUUCGUAUGUAGAUUAUUGAAAGUGAAUCAGUUCAUAACAAUAUAGAAUUAUUCUAUUUUUGGAAUGAGUUGAGUAAGACCUUUUAGAAUGCUUCUGUAAUACCAUAUUUAAAGAAAUUGAAAUUGUUUAAAAAUAAAUAUUUCAUUUUUGUUAUUUCCCUA